UGGAAAAAAAAUAAGGUUCUUGUAGUAACUGGAAAGGAAACAGCCAAUCAAGAGUAACGUGACGCAGUGACUCAGGAGCCAGCCAUGCAGCCGUCUGUAGUUGGAAUCCACACAGCAAAAUGGCGACUGCCGCCACAAGUGCGAAAACAAGGCAGCGAAAACACUCCUUCUCGUCGUCAAUCUCGCUGCUAAAUCGAACCAGAUCGAUGACGGACCAGACUCUACUUGGAGUGUUAAAUAUACUCCGUAUGGACGAAGGACAAGGUCAGAGUUUUAUGGUGAAGGCCAUUCUUCCCGAUGGCAAACCGAGAUUGUUGAGUGCAGAGCGUAACAUGACAGUGAGGGAUCUUGUUGCUGGAAUCUGUCAGGAAUACAAUUUAACCAACUACCAAGUGCGCACUUUACCGGAAAAGACUCUUCUGAAUCUUGAAGCAAGUGCUACAUCUGUAGAGAAUGCAGAGAUAGCCAUUGAGGAUGUGGACAAGAUGCUGUCAAAUUUUCAGCUUGACAAUCUUCAUACAAUUAAAGAUGAUAGACUUCGCUGUGUGAAAGAGCUAGUUUAUGCAGAAGAAGUUUACAAUGACUGCUUGAAGAGCCUGUUUGAACUGUAUGCUGAACCAUUAAAAAGUAAACUUUCAAGGGCUGAACAUCAUACAUUGUUUGCCCAUGUAGAGCCAAUAUGUACCUUGAGUUCUUCUCUUUAUGUUAAAGUGGAAGAAGCUGCUAAUAAUUGGAAUUCAGCCUCUACUGCAAUAGGUGCCAUUUAUGCUGAGUUUCCUUUGUUCAGGGAGAUGUACGAAGAUUACUACUUGGCAUUCAAGUUUGCAAGGAGCCUGAUGAGACAGAAGAGAGAAAAUGACAGCGAAUUUAUGACAUUUGUGCAUAACCAGAGGGGAUCGCACAGGCCUCAGCUGGAUUCGUUAUUGUUAAAGCCAGUUCAACAUCUCUUGGAGUGCGAGAGAAUUUUGUCCAACUUGCUGGAAAAGACGUCUGAAACUCACCGUGAUUACGCAGAACUGGCAAAAGUAGUUUCAAAAUUUAAACAGAUGGUGAAAGAUCGAGAAGAGGAGGUUAUCGAAGCCGAGAAUGAGUGCAAAAUCUACGACAUCCAAGACAGGUUUCCCAGUGAUAACUUAUGCCUUCAAGAAAAACAAAAUAUUCACAGACUUAAACAAGGCAGUUCUCGGAGACGAUCUGCCCCGACAACUGUAAUAAAAGCCGCAUUGGGAGGAAAAACGCAUUCUUCAAAAAGUUCGACGAUAGACGGAAGCAUGCGAAUGAAGAAUUCAUCCGAACCCAGCUCUCCUCUGUCUCCCGAAGUUUUCCCAGCGAGGGCUUUCAUCAAGGAAGGUCCAGUGCAAUUAUCCUCGGGUAUGUCCUCUCAAGACAGACAUCUGUUCUUGUUUGAUGACCUUCUUUUAAUAGCAAAACCAAGGUCUGCGACGUUCAAGCUUAAGCAUCGAGUUCGGGUUAGUGAGAUCUGGUUGGCUAAUUGUCUCGAUGACGUGUGUGAAUCGACGAAAUCCGCUGACAGGUCGUUUGUGAUUGGCUGGCCCACUACAAACUUUGUUGCUGCGUUCAAUACACCGGAGGACAAGGAAGCCUGGCACAGUGUUCUGACAAAGCACGUGAAAGAACAGAAGGACAGUGAAGAUCCAAAAUGUGUCAGCCUUAAAGUGUAUAACAGGGACAUGGAGUCACCGGACUCCUCAGGAUAUUCCAAGUCGUUCACUGUCACCAACAUGGACGAUGCAGCUACAGUCGUUAAAAUGUCAUUGGCGCAGUUUCAAUUUCAGACUGAAGAUCUGUCCGAGUUUCAGCUGUGGGUUCUCUCUGGCAAAGAGGACGGCGCGUACCCAUUAAUAGGUCAUGAGUUUCCAUUCGCGAUCAAAAUGAACCACAUGCGUGAGGCGGCGCUAACGGAUGAAGAUGGGUUUCCCUUUGACUUUGACCAGCAACUGCCGUCAAUGGAUCCGUUGUCUCCUGAAACGCAAUGUCAGUUUAUUCUUAAAAGGAACAAGAAAAUACCCAACAGAAUAGCUAUAGAUGUUCAUAAUGCUCCUAGCAAGCAACGAUGGAAAAAUCCGAUAAAGAAAUCGCCGAUAAUCAAUUGGGCCAUGCACAAGAAAACUACGGGAUCAACUAAAGGAAACUCCUUGGAUGGAAAUUCUUCGUCAGCUGGAAAGCUUUUCGGAGUACCUCUGACUCAGCUGUGUACCGAGGAAGAGCCUGUACCCAAAGCAGUACAGGAUUUGUUGUUACAUUUGUUUCGAUAUGGUCCAAGUACCACAGGAAUCUUCAGAAAAUCGGCGAAUGCCAGGAUUGCUAGAGAAAUCAAAAUCGAACUGGAUGAAGGUAAAUUGGUAGAUUUUGAAGACGUAUCAGAAGUCGUGACCGCCUCUGUCAUGAAGGAAUUCCUUCGCCGUUUGCCAGACUGUAUUUUUGAAAGUGAAAACUACGAAGAUUUAGUCGCCACAAACAACAUCGAAGAUCAGGACGAAAGAGUGAAACAAAUAAAGGGGAUUUUGGACGGGAUCAACCGUUUCAAUUAUGAACUACUGAAGUCAUUUUUGUGCGUGUUAUAUCACAUUGCUGACAAUGCGGAGACCAAUAACAUGAACGCUUAUAACCUGGCCGUGUGUGUGGCUCCCAGCAUGCUUUGGGCGCCAAAAGGUUCCAGCAUUCCCGCCACCGAGCAAUCAAACUCAGUGCCGCCAGUGAUUCAGUUUAUUAUUGAACACAGUGUGGCUAUCAUGGGAGAUAAAGUAAGGACGAUUCUUGGCGAUCGUAGCGAGAUCGUCACCACUAAUCAUGUGACCAGCGAUUCGGAGGGUAGUACCCAGGACUCACGGACUGCUUUGAGUCAGUCCUCUACGGAUGACGGGAUAGAAUCACCGGAACCUCUGAGUCCCAAAGGAGAAAGGAACUCUAUUCACUUAAGUGAUUCGAACUUGUAUGUAACAAGCACGCUCGCAGUUCACCCAACGAACAAGAGUGUUAGUACUCCAAGCUCUCCUUGUGAUUCCGGAAUUCCUUCCCCGAGUUCAUCGCCCACUCUCAAGAGGCACGACGUUGAGUUUUCUAAUAAACUCAGCGCCGCUUUUUAUGAACCCAAUAAAACGAAAGGACAUGCAGCGAUCAGUCGUAGAAGUUCGGAGCCGCUCGGGUUACAUCCGGAUUCGAUGAAAUUACGAAUGAAAAGCAGUCGGAAAUACCCGAGCUCUAAAAGACAACUGAGUAGUACAACGACAAGCGCUGAACUUAUCGAACAUAAACAAGCUCAAAAGACUACGGCUAGUGGCCGGAAAUUAGAGACUGCUGUUCUUCGCCGGGCACACUCGCCUCAAACUGUGCGACUGUUUCCUGUCACGCAAAAUGUAACGCAAUACCAGCGUCUUCAUCCUGUAUCAAGUUACCCAUUGUCUUUGUCACGGGCUAUGGAAGCUAAACAUUCCGUACAAACGCAAGGUCUUAUUUCGGACAGUCUUGAUAGCAACUCGACAUCUCCUGUGCCACCUAGUUCCCCCGUAUCCAAACAAUCGCCUGGAGGACCUCGCUCUCCGUCUCCAAACCCCGAUCAAGUUUUCCAAGCUGUCGAUCGUCGGAGACAACCUGCAGCGCCAUCGUAUCAGGAACAUAUGCAGCGGAGGAGGGAAUUGAAUUCAAAACCUGCGUUUUUUCAGGGUGCAGAAGGAAAGGAGGUCAAAGAAGUGGAUUCUAGCAAGGACCAUAUUUCUCCAAGGGAAGCAAAGGCAUUUUUCGAAGCUAGAGAGCAACAACCCCGCUUCCCUGGGAGAUUAGGCGUCUUCGGUAACGAUAGAUUGGAUUCGGAAAGGAGCGAAACUUCCUCGACACCUAAAACGCCAAUGUCGCCAACGAGCCAGAAUGAUAACGUAUGGGAGCAAGUGGAGGAGGUGAACGCCAGCACAGUUGCAAGUGCCGGAAUCCGCAAACUGGAACAUUCACCAUUUGGACUUAACCUUCAUCAGAAACGAAACGUAAGUGAAGGGUCGUAUAAAAAACCGCCGCCUGAAAAUGUUCGAAAAACUGUCGGGCUAUCGUCAAGUCAUGGCUCUGGCCAAUUAAGAUCAGCGCUUGGUUCUGUUUCAUCCGCUGGUACAGCUUCCAUGCCCUAUAGUUCUUCUCUUACUCACUUCCCACACUCCGACUUCUUUCCUCACGAAGCUCAAUCAAAAACGCAUUGGGCAUCUUCAGUUGAUGCUCGGGGGACCUCGGCAGUGCCCAAUUCGCCAGGAUCUUUUCGAAUUCGGAGAGGAAGCGCAACCUCGUCUUCGUCGUCGGUGUCUAGCCUGGACGAACGAUCUAGCAUCGGUGCUGAUUCAACGUUUUCCGAAGGCAGAACUGACGUGACGCAGAUUCGGGAUAUCAGGGAACUUCUUAGCGAGAAUGCGCAAGCUAACGGGCUCAAAAUCAGCCCACAGACAGCGCAAGUCAUCGCUAAAGUGCGCACGCCGCGCGCGCAGAGCGGAGCCUAUCCUGCUCCUUCUCAUGACGAUAUCGAAAACAUUCUGUUCACAGAAGAAUCUUACGUCUAGCGUUAGGCUUUACGUACUGUAUAAAGGAAACUCUGCAAAGUAAUUAGCUGUAAUUAAUAAUGAUUUAAUUGGGUAUUUCCUUUCCCGGUUCAAGGCAGCAUUUUAUUUUUAUAAGCCGUACAAUAAAAAACGGAAAGGUAUAC
Messenger RNA from Pocillopora verrucosa, 4699 nucleotides. RefSeq lists its product as uncharacterized. Gene Ontology annotation, biological process: signal transduction. The record is from RefSeq and is a predicted model, not a curated record. NCBI's taxonomy places the organism in Eukaryota, Metazoa, Cnidaria, Anthozoa, Scleractinia, Pocilloporidae. Gene Ontology annotation, molecular function: GTPase activator activity; guanyl-nucleotide exchange factor activity.